Messenger RNA from Lactuca sativa (garden lettuce), 1705 nucleotides. Its product is annotated as heparan-alpha-glucosaminide N-acetyltransferase-like protein (DUF1624). The record is from RefSeq and is a predicted model, not a curated record. Lineage: Eukaryota; Viridiplantae; Streptophyta; Magnoliopsida; Asterales; Asteraceae.
AAAUAUACAAUCACGCCAUCCAUCCAAGGAAGGGAAUAUUAUAUCGGCGGGAAGUGUAAGCUUCUGCUUCGCCAUCGUUUCGCACUUCACUGUACCAUUAAAAAUGGCUGACAUCAAACAUAACGACAACGACCACCGUCUGGAAGUGGCAGAGACACCGGCUCCUUCGUCGGAGAAUCCACAUGACAACAACAACAAAGGGAAGACGAAGAAGAAGCGUGUUGCUUCCGUCGAUGUCUUCAGAGGCCUUACGGUGGCGCUGAUGAUUUUAGUUGAUGAUGCUGGAGGAGAAUGGCCUAUGAUUGGUCAUGCUCCUUGGAAUGGUUGCAACCUUGCUGAUUUUGUGAUGCCAUUCUUUUUAUUCAUUGUGGGCAUAGCCAUUGCACUUGCUCUCAAGAGAAUACCAGAUAGAUGCAAUGCCACUAAAAAGGUGAUACUUAGGACUCUGAAACUCAUCUUUUGGGGUCUUUUAUUACAAGGUGGUUUCUCGCAUGCUCCUGACAAACUAUCAUAUGGUGUUGAUAUGAAACUUAUUAGGUGGUGUGGUAUUCUACAGAGAAUCGCACUUGCAUAUUUCAUUGUUGGAUUGUUGGAAAUUGCAACUCAAGGUGCACAACCUAAGGAACUGCCACCUGGUCGUUUAUCUAUAUACAAGUUGUACUUUUGGCAUUGGAUGCUAGGAGCUUGUGUUCUGAUUGUUUACAUGGCAGUUCUUUAUGGAACUUAUGUCCCAAGUUGGGAGUUCAAAGUCCAAAAUACAGAAAGUGCUGAUUAUGGAAAGAUUUUAACUGUAGCUUGUGAUGUGAGAGGAAAACUUGAUCCUCCAUGUAAUGCUGUGGGUUAUGUUGAUAGACAAGUGCUUGGAAUUAAUCAUAUGUAUCUGCAUCCUGCUUGGAAGAGAUCUAAGGCUUGCACUGAGAAAUCCCCUUAUGAGGGUCCUUUCAAGAAGGACGCUCCAUCAUGGUGUAGGGCACCUUUUGAACCUGAAGGAAUUUUAAGCUCUAUUUCUGCUAUUCUCUCUACAAUUAUUGGAGUGCACUUUGGGCAUGUACUCAUACAAAUGAAGGAUCAUUCAUCUAGGCUAAGACAUUGGAUUAUAAUGGGUGUUGGCCUUGUUGUUUUGGGAAUCAUUCUUCAUUUCACAGAUGCAAUUCCAUUAAAUAAACAAUUGUAUACUUUUAGCUAUGUUUGUGUAACAUCAGGGGCUGCAGCAUUGGUUUUCUCGUUCUUCUACAUUAUGGUUGAUAUCUUGAAAUUAAGAUAUUUAUUCCUGCCAUUGGAAUGGAUUGGAAAGAAUGCAAUGUUUGUUUAUGUUAUGGCAGCUGAAGGAAUCUUUGCAGGAUUCAUUAAUGGCUGGUACUAUGAUGAUCCCCAUAACACACUGACAUACUGGAUUCAAAAACACAUAUUCAUUGGAGUAUGGAAUUCAAGAAGAGUGGGAAUCCUACUUUAUGUUAUAUUUGCAGAGAUUCUGUUUUGGGCGAUUGUUUCAGGCAUUUUACAUUGGCUGGGAAUUUACUGGAAACUUUAGUUUAGGGUUAGUUCAUGUUCAUGUUCAUGUUUAUGUGGUGUAAGCAUUUAAUUUAAUGCAAAGGCUUUCUACUGAUCCAUGAAGAUGAGUGCAAGGUUUGUGAAUAUGAAUAUGGGUUAGUCUCUAAACACAUUGUUGGCUUUGUGUAAUGUUAAAAAAAAUGUGGUUUAGAUG